AUGCUCGUCCGCGUGCGCUCCAAAAAUGGCACAUGGCGCGUGGAAGACCUGACCCCUUCUUCUACCAUCGCAGAUAUUAAGCGAUGGAUUUUUGAGCAACACUCUAUUUCUCCACAGCAGCAGCACUUGACAUUGGAUCUACAGAGCAUGCAGAAGACCACAGAUACACAGACUCUACGUGAACUUCGCGUAGGCCACGGUGAUAUGUUAUUCCUAGAUUACGAUGGUGAUUCAGUGAGCACUGGAGGCGUCAUAGGAACCAAGAUCAAAUCAGAUGGUACACUCACGCACGUGGCGUACAAUGAUCGCGCUGACAAGCAGUCGUUUCGUCCGGGAAUGAAGUCACUGCGUGACAUGAAGAUGCACUGGACAUUAGGCGAGUUCAUGCGCAUGGACGCCCAGUUCGAAUUCAAGAUCAGUGCACAGAAAGAACCACACGUAGCUAAAGUACAUCUGGACGGUGCAAGCUGCAAUGAUUUCCAAGCUUACCUGCGUCAAUUUGCUUUCCAGCAGUCACGCUGUGGCUGGCUUUACGGCUCAGUGGAUGUCGAGACUAAGGAAGUGACGGUGGAUUUUAUCUAUGAACCACCACAAGAAGGUAAUCCAUAUGGCUUUGAAGUGCUAGAUGACACGAAUGUAGACAAAGUGGACGCUGUAGCAGAAGCGCUCGGCUGUGAAAAAGUCGGCUGGGUCUUCUCGCAUCCUCCACGUGAAGACAACGACUUCCACUUCUCUGCGCGCGAGAUUUUACUGGCAGCACAGCUUCAGGCUGAUGCAGGCAGCAAAAGCUCGCUCUUUCUCACACUAAAGGUAACGUUGGAUAAAGAAGGUCAGGCGUCGUUUGAGGCUUUCCAGGUCAGCGACCAGUGCGUCGAAAUGUUCGCAGCUGGUGCACUGCUGGAGAGCGAACAAAACUCGAAGGCAUGUACAGUCAGUGACACCUUUACAGCUCUUGUGGAAGCCAAGCCGGCGACUGAGGUAGACAAUAACUUUUUUCUGUGCGUGGUGCCCGUGGUACCGCACAAAUCUUCGCUGCGUUGCGAGUUUCCCAAGCUCAACAGAGAAGGCUCGUACCGUACCCGUGCGGUACUCAAGUCUCAGUUGCAGAAGUACCGCAACGAGCCGUAUGCCAAACGCAUCAGCGACUUCCAACUGCUCGUCUUUUUGGCAGAGUUCCUUGAUCUACAGACGGAUAUCCCGUCCAUCUGCCAAGCCGUACGUGACCCGAACAUCUCGUUAGACUCGGGCUACCCGAUUCUUAUUGACUCCGUCGCAGGUAGCCAAUGA
Molecule: messenger RNA, 1287 nt
Organism: Peronospora farinosa
Lineage: Eukaryota; Oomycota; Peronosporomycetes; Peronosporales; Peronosporaceae
Source: the annotation of a GenBank genome assembly